UGCAAAAGCGUGUGUGGUGGUCGGUACACUUCUAUUUAUACUUGACUAUUUAUCGAGUUAUCAUCUUGCUAACAACGUAUUUUCAUUGUAAUUGACUUUGACGAUUGGAAAAAACAUGUUGAGAACCGGAGUUAGAUCAGUUUUGAGGACUCUGCAGUCGAGGACUUUUGCAAGUGCCUCUACGCAAGAACAAGCCGCCAGAUCCAGUAGUUUUAAAGUUCAAGACUCCAACGACUUCAAUGAGCGCGUCAAAAACUCAAAAGUUCCUGUAAUAGUGGACUUUUUCGCGACAUGGUGUAAUCCAUGCAGGUUAUUGACACCGAGAAUAGAACAAGUAGUUGCAGAAAAACAAGGAAAAAUUGUUUUAGCCAAAGUAGACAUAGAUGAAAACACAGAUCUUGCACUGGAUUACGAUGUCAAUUCAGUUCCAGUUCUAGUGGCUAUGAAAGAUGGGAAAGUUUUGGAAAAAAUUGUAGGAUUGCAAGACGUUGACAAAUUGAAGAAAUUUGUUGACAAAUACGCUGAAGCUUAAAUAUCUCCAAAAAUCAUGAUUGUAUAAUAAUUUAAAGCAGCACGUUUGUUGUAAAUUAAUUAGAGUUUUUAUUGUAUAGAUUAUUAAAAACUGUUAUAUACUUAAUUAUAUGACAAUGUCAUAUUUGGGUAUAUCAAAAAUGCAUUGACAUUUAUUUAUCAACUAGUUAAUGCUGUUCUAUAUACAACUUUAUGUGAUUAUAAUAAAUGUUUUUAUCGUAAAGUCAA
This is a messenger RNA of Trichogramma pretiosum, 759 nucleotides long. Its product is annotated as thioredoxin, mitochondrial. The transcript is spliced from 4 exons. The record is from RefSeq and is a predicted model, not a curated record. Gene Ontology annotation, molecular function: protein-disulfide reductase activity. Gene Ontology annotation, biological process: cell redox homeostasis. Bases 116 to 532 code for a protein of 138 amino acids. Gene Ontology annotation, cellular component: mitochondrion. NCBI's taxonomy places the organism in Eukaryota, Metazoa, Arthropoda, Insecta, Hymenoptera, Trichogrammatidae.